UAAACCCUAAUUUACCGCCACGCCUUUCCUUCCCAUUACUAGCUACUGUAUCCCGACUCUCCCCAAGCCGCUGACCUCUUCUGCCUGACGCCAUCUCAACGGCUGCCGCCGCACGUUGCAGUCUCAGCCUCCCGGCGAUCUCACCGCCGCUCCCUCCCUUUCACAGUCUUUCGCCUCACCGAGUGAUAACAGAGCAACGGACUGUAACAACACAAAUUGCUUAUGAAAAUUCUAUUCUUACGCAAGUCCUGCUGCACAAAAUACAGUCCCCAACCUGUACCGUUUGGAAUUUCAUCGAGCUCGAUCUUCUGUCUGUAGAAGCUUGUUGGCAGUAAUUCAAACUCAUUUUCGCACAUCGUUCUACUUCUGUUCCUAUUGUUUGGAGUAUUUUUGGAUCACAGCUGAUUCUACAAGAGAGAGUAAAAAAUGGCCUUUAGAGGAAAGGAAAUGAUGAAGAAGAUAUUGAAGAAGGUUGGAGAAAACAAUCUUGCGCCUGGAGUGAAGGAUUCAUUGAAGAAAUGUAUUCCAGACUCCAAAGUGGUGAUGAAUAGGGCGAAGCGCGGCAUUUUUGCUGGCCGUCACAUCCAAUUCGGUAACCGUGUCAGUGAAGACGGUGGCAAUAAGUCAAGAAGGAGCUGGAAACCAAAUGUCCAAGAGAAGCGACUUUUCAGUUAUAUUCUAGACCGCCAUAUUCGAGUUAAAGUCACCACUCAUGCCCUUCGAUGCAUCGACAAGGCCGGUGGAAUUGAUGAGUAUCUGCUGAAAACUCCAUACCACAAAAUGGACACUGAAAUUGGGCUGUUUUGGAAGGCAAAAAUCGAGAAGCUGUACGAAGAACUCGGGCAGAUGGAGGUCGUUUUCUUCUCACCAGAGGACGAAGCUAAAUUUGAACAGGGCUUUAGAGACCUGAAAUUAUCCGAGAGGGCAGCACGAAAGGAGACGAGAAGACGGAUGUAUGGUAGUUCGACCCAACGUGAUCAGAUCGAAGAGGGACAAGCAGACCGCGUUGGAUCUAGUGAGGAAGUUGCAGGUUCCGAAGGAGGCUCCCAUGGUGAUGAUAUGGUCCACAGCAAUGGGUUGCCAACGCCUAAUUAAUUAUAGGACUUUUUUUCCAACCAAGGAGUUCAAGCCUCGACUCGUUCCCUACCUUUUCCAAGAUUUGUUUCCUCUCAUUUUCACUUGGUUUAAUGUUUAAUGUAUUCAGAUAGAAAUGAGAAUUGUUUUUUGGAAAUUGAGAUGUGAAAUCUUAGAACCAUUUAUUGUUCAAUAAGAUUGGCUUAAUGUA
Molecule: messenger RNA, 1285 nt
Organism: Cucurbita maxima (winter squash)
Lineage: Eukaryota; Viridiplantae; Streptophyta; Magnoliopsida; Cucurbitales; Cucurbitaceae
Exons: 3
Coding region: 427-1095 (222 amino acids)
Cellular component (GO): mitochondrial large ribosomal subunit
Molecular function (GO): structural constituent of ribosome
Source: RefSeq, a predicted model, not a curated record